Cercospora beticola is the source of this 4300-nucleotide messenger RNA. It is a transcript of the gene VRL1, whose product is annotated as Vrl1p. Gene Ontology annotation, cellular component: tubular endosome; early endosome; plasma membrane. The record is from RefSeq and is a predicted model, not a curated record. Gene Ontology annotation, biological process: early endosome to late endosome transport. Lineage: Eukaryota; Fungi; Ascomycota; Dothideomycetes; Mycosphaerellales; Mycosphaerellaceae. Gene Ontology annotation, molecular function: guanyl-nucleotide exchange factor activity; SNARE binding; phosphatidylinositol binding.
CACAUGCGACGCGCGAUUAGACUAGGUUUCACUAGUUAGCGCCGUAGUUCGCAGUCCACGUUUGCAUCACCUUCGUCUCUGCCAUCAUUGCGCCAUCCUGCUUCACCUGGCAAAUACCCCUCCGGUCGAUGGAACAGUCUGCGGCGACGACAGCAUGAGUGCGAACUCUCAUGCACCCACUCAAUCCUUUUGUGCGGGCCUUCUUCCGAAGCGCACUGCCUGCGCAAUGUCAGCCUAUCGGCCACCACAUCCUGCUUGUGCCCACGACCGAAGUCCUACUGCGAGCGAAAGAUCGCGACACGAAUACAACUUAUGCUGACCUUGCGGGUACCGAGGAGUUCCUAGCCAGUCAUGUGUUGCGCGUACCAGGAGGAGGACCACCGUUGAGCGGAGGCGGCGGCGGCGGAAAUGCGCGAGAGAACAAGAACAAGGCGAAACAGUACACCACGAUCAAUGGACGUACGGUGGUGGUUAAAGAUAGCUUUGUGUACAGCAACAAGGGUUUCAAGACGCUCAACCAGGCGCAACUACUGAGCGAUGCCAUCUACUAUCCGGAUGCUGCGGAUGGGCAGCAGUGGCUGGUGUACUUCAUAUCCCGACCUCUGAUGGGCACAUAUCAGGCGACACCGAUAGUGCCUGCUGUGAUCAGCGAUGCGCCGAGUAAGGAGCGCAAAAGCGUGCUGGCAGAAGCCUCGGGGACCUCCGGCGCAUUAGGGUCAGCGACAGUGUCAACUUCGCCGAAGAAGAAAGAGAUUAAAGGCUUUGGGGAUUUACUUGUUCAAUUCCCCAUGAUAUCGCGACAGAUGCAGAACGGGCUGGAGAAGAUCAUUCGGGAGUUCAUAGCGACCAACGACAAGCCACUACCGAAGCCUAGGUCUCGAAGCUCCUCGUUCGGCUCGCAGACAUCGCGCCCGUCCAUCAGUGAUUCUGUGUCUUCACUCAGGUCCUCGCUAUCAGGCACAAGCACUGUCCACCCUACCUAUCUCGAGCUGGAACCCGAAGAGGAAACGCUCCGGACUGCAUUGGAAACGGCCAUUGUCGCGGCCAUCGACUUGUUCCAAAAUGUGGACAAGCAGCAGUUAUCGAUCCUGGGCGCGAGCACUGAGCUUACUGGGCCGGCUGUCGAGCGUAUGAUUGAGCGCUAUGUGACUGAGCAAGUACACGACCAGAAUCUGUUCCCUCGCGUGUGUAGCAUCCGACGACCGGACGAUUCCGACCUGGAAUCGAAGAUACGCAAAAUGUCCGACAUCGACAUUGCUCAGGUUGGCAUACCUGUCGAUGAUGGGAUGCAGGCAAAGCGAGCACUUGCUGUUCGCCUGACCAAAGGUGUUCAAUUGUUCAGAAAAAUGGGCGUUGCAAGCAGUCCACAGGAGAUGUUGGACAUCCUGCUUGAGACGCAAAAAGUCAUCACUGCGCCCGACGGAACCGAUAGCUCGGGGCCAGAAGAUCCUUCUUCAUCGACUGUGGCUACUAGUCCCUUGACGAUCAAUGCCGACGUCCUCGUCUCAAUGCUUUUGAUUGUGAUCAUCCGCAGCGGCGUAAGGCACUUGCAUUCGCGCCUGUUGUACAUGCGGUACUUCAUCUUCAUUGACGAAGUCGAAUGCGGCGAACAAGGUUAUGCGCUAGCUACCAUGGAAGCAGUAUUGGCGCACUUGUCCAGUAGCUCCAAUACUUUGAGGAAAGCCAGCAAGAAGAAUCGUCUCCUAUGGCAAGCCGUCAAAACAGGGGACGUGAAAGCUUUGGCUACUAUACUGCAGGUUGACGACCUCCCGGUGCAAAACGACACCACGGACGGCUAUCCGACGGCGCUCUCGUCGGAUUCGGAAGAGGACGAUUCUGCGGAUACCUCACUUGAUGUGAUCGAGUCUAUAGAAGGGUCUAGGUCUGACGGCGCUUCUUCAGAGUUUGCAGCAAUGAAUGGUUCUCUUCAGCACGUCUUCCCCUUCCAGAGACCGCCAACGCCCCCACCCGAGCUCCCGCCGCGCAAAGCAAAGAAACACGUUUCGAUGGCAUCUCUCCCACGAAGCCACUCAGCAUCUUCUGCGUACUCCUCUCGGUCGCACUCCCGACAAAAGAGUGUUGAUUCGGAUGCUAGUUAUAACGUUGGAGGCGACUUAUCUGUUGACAAAAUUGCGCAAACUCAGGAUGCCGACGGCAACUCAGUGCUCAUGAUGGCAGUUGAGGCUGGCAAGCAUGAUGCUUUGCGGUUCUUACUGAGUCUGCCGGCACACUUCCGUGCUGAUUUCAUCCUUCAAGAUGCCAAUAACGAUGGCGCUACUGUUCUCAGUGCAGCGAUUCAAUCUGGAAAUGGAAGUGUGACAGAGGAACUAAUACACUACCUGGAGAGCAAUGUGUCAGAAGAAGAGCUACGAGGAUACAUCAGACUACAGGACAACAAGGGCCGAUGCGUUGCUCAUUAUUUAUUCCACCAGCCUCACCUGAUAAAGCGUUUUGGGAAAAAAUUGCCCUGGCGGCUAAAAGACAAGAACGGACAGACACCACUCUUUGCGAUGUGCAGAUCCUAUGACCAUGAGAAGUACCACUACAUGGUUGAGGAGGCCUUGAAGUUCGCAACCGAAACACAAGGCGACGGCGAGCCUCUGCACCUGGACGACCAUGUAGACGCGAAAGGGAACACCUUGAUCCACGUCAUGAAUGAUAUGCAGCUCACCAUGCGACUACUCCGAUAUUGCGAUUCUGAUGUCAAUGCCGCCAACGACAAGCGCUUCACACCUCUGAUGGUUGCCAGUAAAUAUGGUCGCAUAGAUUUGGUGCGAGCACUCUUUGGCGAUCCACGAGUCGACAUGACCUUGAAAGACAUUCGCGGGCUUACAGCUGUCGAGCUGGCCAAGGAUGACGAUGUCAGGAAUCGCAUUGACGACCUGACGCUGCUGUCCUCGGCGCCAGGCAAGGACGGGCGCACUACGACUGUAGUCAGAUCCUUCUUCGUGGAGGAUUCCACUGUACGGCUGGUGCUCAAAUCGGGCGCACCGAACGCGAAUGGUCUCAUUACUGUGACUACUUGUCGCAGGACAGUCGCCGACUUUGAAAAUCUGUCAAAGUGGCUAACGAUCGAGUGCCCUGCUAGCUGGAUACCGAUGCAGUUCAAUCUGACUUCGCCAUUUCUAAUCCCAUCGAAACCUUCCCGAACAGUUCUGAGGGACAUACAGAUCAGGAUGGACAACUUCUUCCGCAAUCUUCUGACGCACGGCACCUUUUCGACACACGAGCUUGUGUGGGAGUUCUUUCUGGUGCCAGAACUUGAUCCGGAAAUGCUUCUGGAGCGGAGCAAGCGCAAAGCUGAAGCACGCGUAGACAACGUCAAAGACGAUUUCGAGCCAAUAUCCGACACGCAUGAAGUCGAAAACUUUGUGGAACAUGCAAGGGAACAAAUCAAGGGUGUUGCCUCCGCCACGAAAAAAGUCAUCCGCGAGACCAACAAAUAUCGCAUGCUGAGCAACGACAUUUCGGAUGCGCAAAACCUGGCCUCAUCCGCUUUGUCUACAUUGAACUUCCUUCCUGAUCAAUACCACACUGCCAUUGCACGGUACAGCAGACUGCUCAUACCUAGCGAAGCCUCGCCUUUCGCAGGUCUGUACUACAAUCUACACGCCUUCUACUCUUCCGCAACGGCCAUUCAAUUCGCCACAAAUCGACCGGCGUACCUCAUUGGAUCCAUGCAACAAGCGCAGAGAACAAUAGAUCGCAGUAAGAACAGCAUCUCUCGAUCCAAUCGCUGGACGCCGAAUAUCGGUCUCUUUGAAGACGCGAAGAAGGCUGUGGCAAUGGAAGCUUGGGACAAAGCCGCCAAAGCUCGGACAGAGCUCGAGACGCUCGGAAGUGAACUGAGAUAUACGCAGCAGACGAUCGCAUCGGAGCUAGCUGUCUGGCAAGAAGAGCAUGUGAGGAGCGGGAAGGAGAUGUUGAGGCGUUUGGCGAGAGACACGAUUGUGAAAGAGAAAGCCAAGUUGGAGGGAAUGAGAAGGGCGUUGAGGUGUGCUAGGAAUGGCUCAGUGUCAGCACCACCAACAGCGCAUCCGAACAUGGCUUCCUCGUGAGACACGGCGAUUAGCUUGCUUCGAGGAUAUGAUCAUGGAGUUAGUGCACACUGAGGGAACAAGAGAAAAUGACAUGCUCAACGCGAGGAAUCUCCUCAUGUGUCCCAAACGAGGUCUCAUAUCCUCGCGCCGCCUCACCCUACGUUGUCUAGGCCCAUCAAUGUUAUCCACGCAAAGCCACCAACAAGGUCAAAGUAGCAGUAGCAAUUAUCACAGCCACAGCAACCAGCCGAACGCUCCUC